Molecule: messenger RNA, 773 nt
Organism: Camelina sativa (false flax)
Lineage: Eukaryota; Viridiplantae; Streptophyta; Magnoliopsida; Brassicales; Brassicaceae
Source: RefSeq, a predicted model, not a curated record
GGAACCCAAUUCUGGGAUCAAAAGAUGGAGAGUGAGAUUGCUGAGGGACGACUUAGCGGUAGCUCAUUUGAUAGGUAUAGCAUGGUACUUUUUGCUGGUAUUGCAGCUGAAGCGCUAGUUUAUGGUGAGGCUGAGGGUGGGGAGAAUGAUGAAAAUCUUUUCAGGAGCAUCUCAGUCCUUCUGGAACCACCGUUGUCAGUUGCUCAGAUGUCGAAUCAAGCCAGGUGGUCUGUUCUACAGUCUUACAAUCUGAUCAAGUGGCACAAGGCGGCACAUAGAGCCGCUGUUGAAGCUCUCCAAGUGGGAAGUCCUCUUAGCAUUGUUAUUAGAAGGAUUGAGGAAGCAAUGUCUUCAAGCAGAUGACUGAAGCACCAGCAUAUUGUGUAAUUCAUACUAAUACGGACACCCGAUAAAGAGAUCAUUUGGAACCUAUGAGCCCGAAGCAGAUAAUCUCGAAAUAAACCACCUGACUGCAACUGGAGUGGUGAAAAAGGACUUGUAUCUUUGGAUCCAUGUUCAUGCAAGUUAAGGUUUUAUUCACUAAGGGAGAUGUGGAGGCAAGAUAGUAGCUCUCUUGCCUUAUUCGUCUGUGUUUCAAGGGUUUAAACUUUAAAGGAAUCGUAGCCAUGCUUUUAAUAGCUUAAAAUAAUUGUAAAGUAUCUAUCAGUCAGUCACAUGAAAGCUGUAUAUAGUUAUGCAACCACUGAUGUAUCAGUUACUAGCCAUUAUAUGUGGUCUUAUGUCCUCUAGUUAUGCAACCACUGGUUUUUCUU